Messenger RNA from Vitrella brassicaformis, 2445 nucleotides. The record is from the annotation of a GenBank genome assembly. NCBI's taxonomy places the organism in Eukaryota, Vitrellaceae.
GGCUCUCUCUUGAAGGAUGCGCUGUGCUGUGUCUCGGCAUGCGCACACGUAGAGUAGAGUCAAUCACAUUAUGAACGAAUUGCAGUCAGUCAGUGGAUCGGAUCGGUGGGCUUACAGGACAGAACCGCCACCGCCACCGCCACCACCAGCACUAGCGGCAGCAGCACUAAUCUCUCCCCACGCCCAUGUCAUGUGUAUGCCUCGAGUCCAUCCAUCCAUCCAUUCCAUACGUAGCAAAAUGGUUGAUCGAUUAUGACAAGUUAUGAAAUCACCCUCUACACAACCAUCCAUCCAUCCAUCCAACUACACUUACACACACAUGGGAAGAAAGAAACACUGGCGCAUCGCGGAGUGAGUGUUAUGUCCUGUUGUGAUAGCCAUGUCGAAUGGAAAAAGACGACGAGAGCUGGGCGUGGCGUAUUAUGUGUGGGAGAGAGGAAGACCCUGCCCUGUACAGCAAGUGCAUUCCCCCAUGAAAACCGUCUGGCUGGCCGCCUUGUCUUACUCUCUUAGUCAACACUGUGUGUGUGUGGGCUAUUCGGGCUCGAUCAGUCACAGAAAAGAUGGAUGCCAAUUCAGGAAGGAAGCGCAGAAAAGAUCGAUGUGGGGAGGGAGGUGCAACGACAAAGAAGGCAGGAUACACGCAGCUGGCUGAUCGACCGUACCGUAGCGUAGCAGCAAGCAAAAGUGUGUAGUACUUACCGGCACAUCGAUCAUGUAUUGACCCUCCCUCCCACUCAUGUUAUGUGAAUGCAGAAAGCCAAGCAAGGAAGGAAGAGAGCUAGGCAGGCAGGCAGGCAGGCCAGCAGUUAGAACGCCUUGGUGAAUGCCUCGCUGACGAUGUGUCGCACUACGUGCUGCCCCUCCCCCUGCACAUCGAGCUUCCCGUGCCACACGAUGUUAGUGUGGGCCCUCAGAAACGACGGGAAGAACACCACAUACCGCCGCCAGUGCAGCGUGUUGAGCCGCUGCAGCAUCUGACGCACGUGUGCCGACCGCCCCGAGUCGUCCCACGUCCGGAACGGCUCGCGAUCCCACACACGACACGCCAGGUCGAGACGCUCUGUCGGCACCUCCACUGGCCGGCCCUGCACAUACCAACACACACAGCACAGAGAGAGGAGGAAGAGACCAAUGCAUUCAUUGACAGCAGUCGUGUGCAGUGAAGGGGGCUCCACUGCACUGCAUGUCUGUCCUUGGCGUACCGGCAGCAUCUUGGCUUGCUCGGCGAGGUCCUUGGGUAUGUCGUCGAGCAGUAGAGCGGUCCUGCAUCCGACGAGGGGGUCGUUGGCGAGAUUGCCGUAGGCCACCAGGUUGUUGAACCUCGCCAUGGCCAUGAGGCUCUUUGCCUCAGUGAGCGUCAGCAGCCGGUCAUUGUUGACCAGCAAAUCCGACCCGGUCCGCCGCUUCAGGAUGUGGGCACCCACACGCACCGCGGGGCUGCACUCGCGAAUCCCCACGUGGGGCGUCGCUAUCGAGAUGAAGUUCUUCAGCGACUUGUCGAGCAGGAAGCCGUUCCUCUCGAGACGCACCACACACGCUCGGGCGAUGACGCCGCCGAACGAGUGGCCGAUGAACGAUAUGGCGCUGUCGGGCAGCACGUGGUCCUGCACGAACAGCGCCAGCCGCGACGCACAGGCGUCGACGCCCUCGCUGGUGCGGCCGACGUUGACGCUGGGGAUGAGGACACACACCUCCGGAUGCCUGGCCUUGAGCUGGGCAUGUACGUUGGUCCAGUCGGUCUCGUCCCCGUCCACACCAUGCACCAGCACCACAAAGUGCCGGUGCACCAGGGCUCUCUUCCUAGGCCGCCUGAUCUCCAGAAAGUCCGUUGUGAAGCCGCCGACAUGCACAGGCUCGUACUGCUUGUCGACGUCCUCAACCCAGUCCCCAAUCGUGCGCGACAGCGGCGCGUCUGAGCGGACCCGGUGCAGUACUGGCGGCUUGACGUCGCCGAUUCUCGGGCCGCUGGUUGGGCUGGCGUCCUGGGAGUGGCUGCGCUCUGGGUCAGACGAGGGGGGCGAGGUGUGUGAGCCGGGGAGGGAUGUGGUGGACUCUGAAGGGACGUGUGUGUGCUCGGCGAUGUCGGCGUCGAGUUUGGCGCCCAGCUUCUCCACCUGAUGAACACACAGCACAGCGGCACGUAAGUACCCUCCGUCAUCACCAUCUGUGUCAGUCAGAGGGGUGUGAAUCAAAUCACUGACCUCUGUGAGUGCCAUUCGAGUGCGGCGUCGGCGUCUACAGGCGGCGCUACGCCAGUUCACAGCCACAUUGCUGUUCCAACAACACGCCUUCGCCGCCUUGGCCUCCAGUGCGACAGUCAGCAACGAGAGCAGCACAGUAAGCAAGAGGGUGUACAAGACAAACGGACGGCCCGCCACUGUGCUGCUCCCAGAACUGUGGCGGGACAGACAACGAAGCUGCUGGCAGGCUCACAGCUAUGGG